AUGGAAGUAUUUAAACGAUUUGAGAAAACUAUCGAAGUGGUUGAUACACCUGGUUUAUUCGACACUCACAAAACUGAGCGCGAAAUACAUAAAGAACUCAUUCGAUCACUUCUUCUCACAACGCCUGGUUUUCAUGCAAUAGCGUUUGUGCUCGAACAAGGUCGGUUUACAGAAGAGCUUGUAAAAACAAAGAAUUUAUUUUUCGAUUGGUUUGGCAGAGGUGUGGAGAAAUAUUCAUGUAUAAUUCUAACCAAAACGGAAGACGAAAAAUCUUUAGAAAAAUAUAUUUCGGCUGAUACAACAGAAGGUUUGGACGACUUGAUUGACAAAUGCGGUGGCAAGCUAAGAAUAGCACCAAUCGAAAAUACAUCACCUGACAUAGAACGAAAAGAGGCGCAAGUUAAACGAAUCCUAGACAUGGUGGAAGAGAUAAAGAGUACUAACAGCAACACCCAUUUUACAAAUGUUGUAUUCCAGUUAGCCACUGUUUAUGCUACCAACUGGUGCUCAGAAGAAAUCUCUAAGCAUUCAAUUAACAUUUUAAUGAAAACUGGUGUAGAAAUUACUAAAACACAACGUAAAAUUUUUGAAGCCAUAGAAGAUAAUGAUGUGACCAAUAGUAUUCCAAGUGGUUCGGAUUCUGCUAAAGAAAAAGAGAAGAUCAACCGAAGAAAAGAUAGAAAAAUUGAUAUAAAUUCAGUACGCGUCGAGUAUCCAUCUGGUAACAGCGGGGAUAAACCUGACGAUGAUGAUAGCACAUACGUUUCAGAAGAUCAAACAGGUAUAGAUUUUGGAGCUGCAGAGAGGGUCAGUCUACACAAGUUCAAAAGAGACUAUUCGAGUGGACGAAGAGAUGAAUCUGGGUUUUUCAAUUUUUGUAGAAAAGCAUGGAAUUCUAUCAGGAGGCAACUCUGUUGUAUGAUAUUAUAA
Ruditapes philippinarum (Manila clam) is the source of this 930-nucleotide messenger RNA. Its product is annotated as GTPase IMAP family member 9-like. NCBI's taxonomy places the organism in Eukaryota, Metazoa, Mollusca, Bivalvia, Venerida, Veneridae. The transcript is spliced from 2 exons. Gene Ontology annotation, molecular function: GTP binding. Bases 1 to 930 code for a protein of 309 amino acids. The record is from RefSeq and is a predicted model, not a curated record.